GCUUUCUUGUGUCAAGAACAAGGGUGGGUGUCAGUGUUGCAGUCAAACUGACAGACUUUUUGUAUAAGACAUCAAAUGCCUCUUGGCCAUUGAUUGAUUUCAGGGUCUUGGGACAUGGCCUGCAAUGAGAUCAAUGCUGCCUGACUUUUGACACUCGUCAGUCUCUCUACAAAGGUGACAUGAAAACCAGUCUGUCUGUGCCAGGCUGCCCAUGCAAAGAAUAAUAUGUCGACCGUCCAAGAAACAGCGCUUCAGGAGCUCGUAGUUCAAGCCCUGCUGGGGAACUAAAGGCUUCCAUGGACAGAACGACAUAGAAAUGACUACAACCAGACAGCCGACCAUAGCAUAUAGGAAAUGAACAACGUUUAAUUCAUAGCAGCCUGCAUGAAUAUAGUGUAGGUGGAACAAAAUGAACUCAAGCUGCUCAAGCUGCUUGCAAAGAAAAGUCUAAAUAAAUCCAGUCCAGUCAUCAAUUCUCUUUUUCGGGAUUUGACUUUUGUCAGGUAGUCAUUAACUUUGUUUAUGUUCUGACAAUGGAUGUGUUCUUGCUGCAUGCUCCAGUGACUGAGUAUACCAAUCAGAGGUCUUUGGCAUGCUUAACUGUCAGAUCGGCCAACUCGCUCUCUGGCAGCCUCCCUCGCAGGCCAGGUGUUAGGAAGGACCGAGCUUCAUCCGCAGCGGUGGUGUCCAGAGAUGUGGAAGUUAAAGAACGAGAGACAAAAACUGGAUUCAAUUGUUCAAGCAAGCGGGCCAGAUCAAUCGAUGGUCAAGAUUUCAGGGCAAGAGCCAUGUCAGGCUAUCAAGCAUGGACAGUGAGUUGCAAAGGUUGGAAUGAAAACAAGGUCUUAUCGGGUAGCACAAUCUCUUCCAAUCGGACUCAAAAUGAGAAAAUAGACAAGAAACCCACAGACUUUGGCAUCAACAGAGGUCGAAACCCUAACCCUGCAUUUGAGAAUCGGAAUGGGACUGGAGGAGAAUGGAGGCAGAAUUUGCCAAGUAGAAGUAGGAGUGUCGACUGGAAGUCAGGGGCAAGCAGCCCUGAUCGAGAAACACGGCGAUCCAACAUAGCUGCAUUGCUUUGUGACGAAAACAAAGAGAGUGGGAGGGAUACUGAAGGCCUGAGAGCCAGCUCCACGUCUUCGUUUCAGACGUACAACUCUGCGGGUGUUUCUUCAACUAGUCAGAACAAUCCAAAGACUUCAAGACUAAAGUCGGCCCCGGAAGUCAUCAGUGACACCAUAGAGACUGGUUCUUUUGGGACUAAAAGAGGCCAGAGUAUAUUGGAGCGUAUCGAGAAGCUUUUUGGCCCAUCUAGAACUGAGGACUUCAGCAAAGUUAGGGAUUUCUCUUCCCUAGAAAGAAACUGGAGUUAUGGAAGGGGUGGAGCUAAAGUGCGCCAUCGCUCAGUCAUCAGCAGUUUGCCAAGCUCAUGUGACGGAGAGACAGGAGAUUUCACCAGUACACUUCUCGACACCAAGACUGGGGGCUCCGUUACUUCACCAUGUCCGAGGACCAGGGCAAGAUUACCAGAGGGACAAUGGGAAGAACGGAUCUAUGGGAGGUAUUCUGACCAUGGUGGAGUUAGCGCAGUUAUCGGGUCUAUUGAGACAAUGUCUCUGGACCGAGCAAGGAGCAGGAACACCAGAGCUCGUCAGAUUAGAUCGGACAGGGCUGCCGGCUCAAAGGCUUUAUCACAGAAGACAUCUUUUUCGGGACUGUCUGAGACUAACCGGAUAAUUGGGACGCAGUGGGAAAAAUAUAUGCUGGAUAAGGGAAAGACCGCAGCAGAGCUUGAAUUAAAGGUUUAUGAAGAUGUGUUUGAGCCCAAUCUGAACAUCAACGGGGUAGGGUGGAGGGUUCACCCUAAUACGUAUUCCCCCUCGGUCAGUGUCAGAAACAAGAUCAAUCAGUUUGAGGCUCUGACACAGAAAACCCAAGCUUUUGCAAAGGGCCAGAACAUGAUGGCCCGAAGGGCUUUUUCUGUGCCCACAAGACUCAACACUGCCCAUGAUGGCUUGAAGAGUGAGUCAGAGAAAACAAGCGGUAUUCUAGGUGACAAGUCUAUGGGCCUGAGAGGGUUGGGGGAGACGGAUAGACAAGCUGAGGCGAAAGUAGGUCAACUGAAAAGUCAGCCACAAAGGUCUUUGUCUGUGGACGAGAUCGGACAAAGGUCCGCGGGUGAUUUGACAAAGAUGGAAGGGGCAAAUAUGGAUCGUGUUUACAAAUACACAGAUGUCGGUAACUAUUCUAGGUUCAAGCAUACAGUAGGAUCACCCCUCAAAGAAGUUCGUCACUUGUACAUAGACGAACCAGACUCUUGUAUAGUCUCAAGGGAUAAGGACCGGAGAACUAACAAUACCGAGUCAUCCAUAUUGCUGAGCUCAAGUGACCCUGAGCCACGCCCGUAUGCCGAGCUGUCUGGGAUUAAGAAAGCAAAAUCUCCCGUGAUCAUUUUAGCAGUUACUGAUGAUGACAAGACUCCAACUAACUCUCCGAACCACUCACCCUCAACCUCUCCUAUCCCACCGCCAAACAAUGGCCCUCAGCUUCCAAUGACUGAAAACACAAAAGCAACCAAAAACCCCGAACGAGAACUUCCAACCCCCGUGCAACCCCUUUGCGCCUCUUCCCACAGCAAGUUCUUUCCCGAUAUCACUGACAGUGAUUCGAAAGGGAAGAAAAACGUGUUGGACUUGGAUUCUUGGGUUGCUGGCUUUAAGGCCUGGAAGCAGGAUGAAGCUUUCGACAAAGAUGAUGACGACGACGACGACACAGAGAAGGAUGACGAUUCUUACUCUGAUUCAGACUCUGGGGAGUCCUCAGUUACCAUCACCAGCAACAUGAGCCUGUCAGAUCGCAGGAGCUUCUCUCUCAGCCUGGCGGAAUUGUGUCACUUCACUGGAGCUGACUCAGAGUCAGAAAACGACAUCGACGAGAUCCCGGCGAUGGGCAGGAGGUCGGCUUCACUGAGCUCCGAAGUGUCUGCGCUGUCAUAUGUGUCUGUGCUGCCCAGCGAGGAGCUUGACAAGCUGCUGGAGGAUGUCAGGAGUCUGGGCGACAGCAAUCUGCAGGAUGAUGUGCAUGUGGUUGUCCUCCACAAAGAGGUGGCGGUCGGCCUGGGCUUCAGUAUCGCAGGAGGCGUUGACCAGAACAAACCAGUCAGUGUCCACAAGGUGUUUCCCACCGGUGUGGCAGCACAAGAAGGCUCCAUCAGAGAAGGCGACCAGGUCUUAUCCAUCAACGGCACUGCCCUGGGGAGCCACACUCACUGGGAAGCUCUGAGGGUCUUGAGACGUGCCAAGACUCGAGAGAUGGGAGUGGUGGUACUGAGAAGGGGCGACGUUAGGAGCAUCUCGAAAGGGGACGAGGGUCAGACUGAGGAACCAAUGCCGACUCAGACUUCAGAGACUGGUCAGUGUAUACGUGUGCAUCUGGAGAAGAAAAGUAGAGAUCUGGGAUUCAGUCUGGAGGGAGGCUUCGGUCUCGGGGACAAACCACUCACCAUAAAGAAGAUCUUCCAAGGUGGCCCAGUGGACAAGAUUAGUCCCGGUGACGAGGUGAUGGAGAUCGAAGGCGUGAGCAUGGUGGGGAUGAGGCGUCUGGAAGCCUGGGCUUUGAUCCGAGGACUUCCCUCCGGACCCGUGGAUGUGGUAAUACAUCGGCCCCAUAAAACCUCCGAGCCAAAGGGAUUACAAAAGCAAAUCUAAUAUGGACUACUUGAUGAACUGUUCUGGGACAAUGCCAUUUGUAACCCAAUUUCCACCACAAUAAUCCUGACAUUUCUCAAAGCCUGAACAAAAGAGGCACACCUGUUUAUGAAGGUGCGAAAUUUACUUCCAUUUUUGAAGGUGUUUAACAUGCAUCUACCUCAAGGCCACAUGGCACGUGUAUGUGAAGGAUUGUAGGAUAAACUGUGAACCGAUGCUAACAGCAUUUAUAGUUUUUAUUGUUUUUUUUUUUUAAUAAAGCUUCACUCAAAUGGA
Hippocampus comes (tiger tail seahorse) is the source of this 3983-nucleotide messenger RNA. RefSeq lists its product as uncharacterized. Bases 534 to 3707 code for a protein of 1057 amino acids. Lineage: Eukaryota; Metazoa; Chordata; Actinopteri; Syngnathiformes; Syngnathidae. The transcript has 7 exons. The record is from RefSeq and is a predicted model, not a curated record. Gene Ontology annotation, biological process: induction of positive chemotaxis; leukocyte chemotaxis. Gene Ontology annotation, molecular function: cytokine activity; CD4 receptor binding.